Coccidioides immitis RS is the source of this 1399-nucleotide messenger RNA. RefSeq lists its product as uncharacterized. Bases 59 to 1399 code for a protein of 446 amino acids. The record is from RefSeq and is a predicted model, not a curated record. The transcript is spliced from 3 exons. Gene Ontology annotation, biological process: endoplasmic reticulum calcium ion homeostasis. Gene Ontology annotation, molecular function: calcium ion binding. Gene Ontology annotation, cellular component: endoplasmic reticulum. Lineage: Eukaryota; Fungi; Ascomycota; Eurotiomycetes; Onygenales; Onygenaceae.
CGGCUCCAACAGCAAACUCGACAGGCAAACUGCAGACCGCGAUCCAGCUGCCGGAGCGAUGUCUGGGAUAUUUCAAAACAUCCUGAAAGGCGGAUCUAAAGAUUCAGCCUCGGGAGGGUCGCAGCAAGAUGAUUCGGAUUUCGCGGAUUUCUCGGCUACUUCCCAGCAGCCCGUCGCUUCGGCCUCUACCGCAUCGGCUCCGGGCUCUACCAUCGCUGCGCCGGUGAUGUCUGUCCCUUACACGAAGUGGUACCGUGUGUGGGAGCGGACGUCGCCAAAGGACUUUAUGCAAGAGGCCUUCGUGCUCCCGUUCAUCCUGUUUAUCGUCAUCUUCCAUGUCUGGGGGACGCGGAAGAAUCGUCGCAAGGCCAAGGCCUGGGCCCAAGCUCACAUCCCGGUGCUGCACAAUGAAUUCGCAGUUGUGGGAUACAGAGGGGUGCGAAGGGGUGCCAUUUUGAAGGACUUGUCUUCCUCGGCGGAUUUGGUUAUUGACGACAACUUGUUGAGAGAAAAGGCUGCGAAUGAGUUCACUACGUAUGCGACCGGACGACAAAACGUGGCAUUUGUAGAUGUGACGAUUCAGCUGGUGAAGCGAUAUAACCCCAUGUUCAUCCUGGGCGAUUCCAUUGCGGGAAUGUUCUUUGAUUCGUUGACUCCUCAGACGGAGAAGAUCGAGGUCACUGCCUACUCGUUUGACGGCAAGGAGAAGGAUUUAGUUCCUGCGCCUCCAGCAGAAAAGGAGCAAUUGGGUAAGGGGAUGAACUCUACGCACGACGGAUUUGUCUUUGCUAUUGUGAAUAAGACUGCCAUGCGCAGGUUAAGAGAAGACCGAUACGAUGUCUCUUUGACCUUCACCAAAGACAAUCCCAAGCUUCCUGAAUGGGUGACUGUCAUGAGCGAGAGCGCCGAGAUCACAGAUACCAUACUCACAAACGAACUCAUCAAGGCUAUCGAGGAUGCUGGCGAUCUGUUUGAAUAUCUGAUCAUCACUGACCAGCCUGCCGACAAACCAGCCAAGGUUGAGGAAGCCGUCUCCCGCAAGCGUUCCAUUCUCUCCAUGCGCGUCCCGUCUUCCACCUCCUCUACCGCCUACGCCUCUUCUCUCCCUCUCUUCCACCUUUUCAUCCGUCUGACCGACCGACUUGCCGCUUCCGCCCAUUUCAGGCCAGAGGUCCUCCGCAAGCUCCGCGCCACCCGAGAAGAGGAGGUCCGUAAAUUACGCCGAGCCACCGAAGAUGAGAAAGCCGAAGAACGCAAGUUGGCUGCUGAGAAGGUGAAGAAAGAAGGGCGCGAUAGAUUGCUACGUGGCAUGUCUGCCGAGGAGCAGAGGAAGUACUUGGAGAAAGAGAAAGAGAGAGAAGCGAAGAAGGAAAUGAAAAAAUACUCCAGAAGGGCAUGA